Molecule: messenger RNA, 1920 nt
Organism: Fibroporia radiculosa
Lineage: Eukaryota; Fungi; Basidiomycota; Agaricomycetes; Polyporales; Fibroporiaceae
Exons: 6
Coding region: 1-1920 (639 amino acids)
Cellular component (GO): RNA polymerase II transcription regulator complex
Molecular function (GO): transcription cis-regulatory region binding; DNA-binding transcription activator activity, RNA polymerase II-specific
Source: RefSeq, a predicted model, not a curated record
AUGGCGGCUGGGCGGAGGCCGAGCGGGCUUGCGCAUCCCACGGCACUCUCCGCUCUCUCCUCUCAGUCUCCCUCCGUUCUCCUCUCCCUCCCAAGCCCGUCGUCGUUCGCCCCGUCCCCCUCGUCGCCCCCCUCGCCCCCCUCGCCCCCGAACGGACCGUCGCUCUCGCUGCGCACGCUCACUCCGCCACAGCCAAGUCAGACUCUCAUUUCUACGCCUGACGCAAUCGCCGCAGCCAGCCUCAAGAUCAUGGAUCCCUUCGGCGGCGUUCAGCAAUACUGGGAUCUCUCCCAGCAGCCAAAUGCAUUUUCCGCCCUUCCCGACGACGAUUUCCUUGCUUUCCUCGAGAAACAAUUUCCCACCUCCGUAGGCAAUGUUAACAUCAAUAUGGGCGGGUUCGACGGUGUUCCCGACGUCGUCGACCCUCAAACCCUCACACGUAUCCCGAUACCCAACCCCACCCCUCCCUCCAGCGAUAGCAGCCCCAGCCCGCCCAGCAUGAACAAUGACCGCAGCCCAUCCCGGCGGCAAUCAGGAGUCUUUAGUGGUUCGACCUCGACAACCGCAGACGGUGAAGAGUUGGGUCUCAAGCGCAAGGCCAGCAGCGAGAGCAUCGGCGAUGAGCCGACGCACAAGAGCCAACACACUAGUGGUAGCGUUGGUGCAGCCAAUGCCAAUGGAAACAAAAAGGUAACCAGUUCGCGCCGCAAGUCAACAGGCAAUCCGUCCCAAGACGAGACGCGCCUUCUCAAGCGCAAGGAGCAGAAUCGAGCCGCUCAACGAGCUUUCCGUGAGCGCAAAGAGAAGCAUGUCAAAGACCUGGAGGACAAGGUCGCUGCCCUCGAAGCCAAGAACCAAAUGACCGAAUCUGAGAAUGAAAAUCUCCGUGAUCUGUUGUCCCGUCUCCAGAACGAAAACAUGAUGCUGAAGCAGGCGGCCUUCACCUUCUCAGUCCCCCGAGACAAUGCUCCAAACCUGGCAAAUGGCAGUCCAGCAUCAAGCUCAUUCAGUUCUUCGUUCAACUUCGCUUCACCUGGUGCUGGCCCCAGUCGAUCGCCAUUGUCGCCACCACAGCCACAUCCUGCUCUUAAUUUCAACUCGUUGAUAGCAUUUGACCCUAACUCACUUAACAUGGCAGACGAGCCUUCGACGGCGGACAAUGCGAUGAACGUGGAGUACGGCUUUGGACAGCCCCAUCAAUACAAGACCAUUGCCGCUAAUCCCAUGUUUAUGUCCUUCGCCGAGCCAUCUCCAUAUGAUUCUCCUGCUGCAUCCGCGCACAGUAACAGCCAUUCACAAGGUUCAAAUUACUUCAAUAGUUUUGACAUGUCUCCAUUUGAUCAAUGGUCGCCACCGGAAUCGAACGGUUUAGACCAAUUAUUUGGCGGAAAUUUCCUCGGUAACCAGAAUGGUGUUGAUUUCAACGCGCUGCUCAAGAGUCCUCCCAGUUCAAUCAGUCCCGUAUCACAUGCGAGCUUCCGCUCACCGUCCUCAUCGUCGCCCUCGUCGUCGGCAGACGCGACACCCGGGUCGAACGAGCAUGAAAAUUGUCCGAAGACGAAAGAGGAGCUAGCCAAGCACAUCGUCACCCAAGGUGCCUCGUCAUUUGCCUCAUGCGAGAUGCCCAUUACACCGUUUCUGCGCAAGGCUGUCGCAGACGAGACGGGUGGUGCAAUGAUUAUGUGUAAAGGUAGCUCUUUCCCGCCUACGGAGAAGAGCGAUAAGAAUGUGGAGGUGCUUACUGCAUGGCGAAGCAUCACCAGCAAUCCACAAUUCAAAGAUCUAGAUAUCAACGAGUUGUGUUCAGAGUUUACGAGCAAGGCGCGGUGUGACGGCACAAAGGUCGUGCUCGAGCCGCAGGGCGUGCACCAUAUCAUCGAGACGCUCGCGGCAAAACGCCAACAGCAGGCGAAGCAGUAG